CCUCCCCGCGCCUCAGAGGCUUGUGCCCUCAUAACUUCGUCCCGCCGGACAGAGAUGACUCGGCCGUCGCCAUGGAUUUUUGGUCGCGCUUGUUAAGCCCUCUCUCCUCCGGGAGCUCCCGCCAGGAACAGGCAAAGGAUCCCGCCAAGCGUCUUCAUCGCUUCGAGAAGGAGUAUGCCGGAUUGCUGUCCAUCUGGCGCAAAUCUACCAACCUGUCCCAAGACAUCGACGCCGCCGAAACGGUCGAGAUCAGGCUCCAAGAGCUUACCAACAUCCUCAGCGACGAAAGCCGCCGGCCGCUGCCGCACCCGUGUAUCCAGUAUGCCUCGAUCAAGCAGAUAUACGUGCCCAUCGGCAAGAUUGCGACGUCGUCCUACAACGAAUGGAUCAUAAAGGAGGCUGUCCUCUUCUUUGCGACGCUAAUUGAGAGCGAAGAAGAGGCAUUUGUCGAAAACCACACCUUCUCUGCCAGUCUUACAAACCUGCUGGUGCGCAUCACUGGCGUCAACAGCGCUCGUCUCGGGCUGGAUACCGAGUCACGAGUCGUGGAGCUGGCAUUCAACAUCACCACCAAGAUACGUCUGGACCCUGAGAUCUUGCCUGCUUGGUUUAAGACGCAGCAGGACGUCAACCGGCCAAGCGACAGGGCUGCCAGUGUCCGGGACAAGUUCGCCGGUCGAACUAAGAGGGCCGAUUUCCCCCUCUUUUACAUCCUGAUGGACUACAUCCACCACGAAGGCAAGGUUGGCGACUUUGCGCGUACGGGGCUUCUGUACAUCAUUGAGGCAGCUUCGAGCUCGGAAUCGUUGGAGCAAUGGAUCGUCGAGAGCGACCUGUCGACGCUCAUGGCCACUGGGCUGGGAGCUCUAUACAGCCAGCUGAGCCGCAAGCUCGUCAUAGACCACCUGCCGAAUAACUUGCCGCCUAUCCUCGCCCUCUCCGACUACCAACACCCAACAUCAAACUACGAAAUUGUUAGCUCCUGCUCUGGCGAGUUCCAAUCCCACCUGGAGACCUUUUUAUCACACCUCCUCUUUUGGCAAGACGUCUUGAACCAUUGCAAAUCUGUCGAGGUCAAAUCGACACUCCUUGAACAUUUCCAGGUUAUUUUCUUACAACAGCUCUUAUACCCUUCAUUGCUUGAGUCUUCCGAUAUAGACGGAGGCUCGUCCGUUGCAGUUUUGACCUAUCUUCGUCGUAUCAUAGAAUCUCUGGAUCACCCUGACAUGAUCAACCUCAUUCUUCACUACCUCUUGGCUUUACCAGAGACUGUCACUUCGAACAGCCCCCCUUCUGGGACUGCUAUAAGCGCUGCUCGACAGCGCAAAUCCAUGGAUCUCGCUACAAUGAUGGCGGAGAAACCCGACACGACUGCUACGCCGCUGCUUUUUAACUUGGUCGAUCUUAUUCUGGCUUGUCUUCGAUCGCGCAACCAGCAAACCAUUUAUGUCACCCUCCAGCUGGUGUCGGCCAUUGUGAAAAGGCACCAUCGAUACGCAGUGCUCACCCUCCUUCAGACCGACAUGUUUCCCAGCAACAACAUCAACCGAACUGUGGGCGCCCAUGAACAAGAGAUUGAGUAUCUCAUGGCUCUGGCGGAGACUAUUGGCGGCCGAGGCGACUUUGAUGAGACCUACGAGAGCAUUUUGAAAGAUACCAUGGCUCGGCUCGAAAGCCACCCAUGCUCUUUGAGGCUGGUUGCGCCCAGACUGUCACAGCACAACCACAAGACACCUACAAUUCCAGACAGUCUUCCGGGCGCGCCAAAAGAUGUUAGGGAACACACGCUCCGCAGCGAUGAUCUUUUACUCAACUCUAUACUCGAUUUGAUGGAAAACUUCUUCAUGAACCCAGUAGAGACGAAUUUGUCAGUCACCGAUACCAUAGUUGACAUGGCAAUAUGCGGUUAUAUGAGCAUUGAGGGCUGGCUUGCGCGAAAUCCCAAGAGCUACACCUACGCUGGGGACGAGCAGCAGCCGGAGCCUGAAAAGGGGAUUGAAACUAAAUCACAGCAAGAAGGAGAAGGAGAGGAAGAGACGGAGACGGAGACGGAGACUGAGACUGAGAAGGGGGACGACGCCGAUACUGAGCCCGGCAAUAAGUCACUGGCUGAUGAGCUUGGUUCGCAAGACGGUGAUUCCUCGGAUGGCGGCUUCUCGACGUUCACAGAUGACACGGAGGCAGAGAGACUGGAGUCAAUGGAAAAGUGCAGGCGCCGACCAAAAUGGACUCAGCAAUCUCUUCCUCGUAUUCUUAUUGUGUUGAAGCGCCUCUGCGACCAGGUCGAGGCUUUCAAGCAGACGGUACCUCGAUUUGACGAGCUUCUUCAACAGCGACGAGAAGCUUUCCAGACGGCGAAUGCAAUCAUGGACAACCCUCCAGCCCCGGUUCAGCCUCGCACGCCAGAGCGGCCGAGUUCCACUCUUGAUGAGGUUAUCCGAUCCGUGUCUCCGUCUCGUCCGACUGGCCUUGAGGGUUUUGCUCAGCGGCUGCUGUCAGAACUCUCAACUCCUAGCCGCUCCGUAACGCCCAGAGGCCGCAAGAAUAGCACUCGGACGUCCGGUGCUUCGACGCCUGGCUACAAUGUGUCGGAUCUGCUCUCUCCCAGCCCCUUCCCCAAUACUUCCAAGCCUCUGCCCGACCCCACCAGGAACGCUCUUAACCGGAGCUUGUCACCGUCAAGUGCUCAGAGCGGAGCCAGCGGAGGGCGAGAAGGGCGGCAAAGCCAAGCAAGCAUUCAGCCAGCCGAAUUUACAGCCAUGGAUCAAAGCAUUUUAGCCCGGCGGGUAGCCUUGCCAGGCGAGCAAGUCAAGCUGAUGCCAUUGGACUCGGAGAGAAAGCCGGUGCAUGAUGCUCCCGAGUCUUUGUUCUCCGGAGAUGAACUGGCCAGUCUAGACGGAGACGAUAGCAGUGCGGACCGGAGCGAAGUUGCCACCGAGCCGACUGUUACGACGGAAACGACAGACAAUGCCGAACCAACAAGCCCGACGAGUGAUGAAAACAUGGUUUCGGUGUCGCAUGUCAUUACCAACGUACUGAUAUACCAAUCGUUCCUUUUGGAGCUGGCCAGCUUGAUGCAAGUUCGGGCCGGGCUGUUCAAUGAGGUACGCUUUGUUUGAUUGGAUGCGGAGUUGGAGAUGCCAUCACUUGGCAGAGGAUUUUAUUUCCCGGAGAAUGCAAGAAUAUGAGUUUUCGCGGGAAGUUAUUCGGGGUUGGAUGCGUUCUCCAUUCUCCGCGGCACUGGAGCGGAAUGGAUGGAGGGCGUCGCUGUAGUAGGAUCAAGGAACAUUGCAUAUUGUAUAAAGUUGCAUAGUGCGAGAAGAAGACUGCAUUUUUAGAGAAUAGCAUGAUGAGAGCAGGCAGCCAGGAAACUGUGUGCGUGAGAAAGAGAGCAUGUGCUUGUGGGUGUGUGGGUGUGGCUUGCUUUCGAUCUGUUCCCCCAAUUCCCGCUCAAUCCCUCGUACACAGUACCCGAGUGAUUUAUGGAUAGCGAGAGGAGGGCAAUUCACCCGACGGGUUUAUUGCAGACGAGUUUAUGACAUGACGUGUAAGUGCCUUGCGGCGCGCGUGUGUGUAUGUACGUAGAGAAGAGAUCAGACGCCGCGAAUGGAUCUGGCCUUGGAAAGAGCGUUGAAGAAAUUAAGUGAAGAAAGCGUGUUGGUAUGGCUUUUUUGUAUAUUGCUACGGGUGCGGAUUGAUGUGUAACUGACGGACCACCCAAAAAAAAUAGGGACAGCGAGGUCUGCUAUUUAGAAUACAUGAAAGUAUGCAAAACAGAUAUGGCAUGGAGAAUAAAUGUAUGCCUCCAGUACUAGAAAGGCGAGCAGAGAUAUAGACAGAAUGAUGAAUAUUCCGUUGAGACG
Molecule: messenger RNA, 3863 nt
Organism: Trichoderma atroviride IMI 206040
Lineage: Eukaryota; Fungi; Ascomycota; Sordariomycetes; Hypocreales; Hypocreaceae
Source: RefSeq, a predicted model, not a curated record